Messenger RNA from Zootoca vivipara (common lizard), 1544 nucleotides. It is a transcript of the gene PECR, whose product is annotated as peroxisomal trans-2-enoyl-CoA reductase. Gene Ontology annotation, biological process: phytol metabolic process. NCBI's taxonomy places the organism in Eukaryota, Metazoa, Chordata, Lepidosauria, Squamata, Lacertidae. Gene Ontology annotation, cellular component: peroxisome. The record is from RefSeq and is a predicted model, not a curated record. Gene Ontology annotation, molecular function: trans-2-enoyl-CoA reductase (NADPH) activity.
CUUUGGAGACCUUGGAUCUCUUGAGACCAAGAUGGCGGCGGCAGCGGCGGCGUCUUGUGGCGGCCACGGGGGUCGCUUUCUGGCUUCCGGGCUGUUCCGCAACCGGGUGGCCAUCGUGACCGGCGGGGGCACCGGCAUCGGCAAGGCCAUCACUGCCGACCUGCUGCAGCUCGGUUGUAAUGUAGUCAUUGCCUCCCGCAAAUUUGACAGAUUAAAAUCUGCAGCGAACGAGCUAGCUGCCAAAAUUCCAUCCACAGUUUCUGCCCAGGUUACCCCUGUACAGUGCAACAUUCGCAAAGAAGAGGAGGUAGAGGCACUGGUGAAAUCAACAUUGGACCUUCAUGGGAGGAUAGAUUUCCUGGUCAACAAUGGGGGAGGCCAGUUUCCUAGCCCAGCAGAAGCAAUUAGUUCAAAAGGCUGGCAUGCUGUGAUUGAAACCAACUUAACUGGGACCUUCUACUGCUGUAAAGCAGUGUACAAUGCUUGGAUGCAGGAUCACGGAGGUGCUAUUGUCAACAUCGUGGCUGAUGUGUGGAAAGGGUUUCCUGGCAUGUCACACAGUGGUGCAGCAAGAGCCGCAGUCGAUAACCUGACCAAAAGCCUAGCCAUCGAGUGGGCCCACAGCGGAGUCAGAAUUAACUCUGUUUCCCCGGGAGUGAUAUUUUCAGAAACUGCUGUUGCACAUUACAAAGAUGGUGAAGAACUGUUUAAAAACUCUGUCCGAAAAAUCCCUGCAAAGAGAUUAGGACUUCCUGAAGAGGUAUCUCCCUUGGUGUGUUUCCUGCUGUCUCCGGCUGCCUCUUUUAUCACUGGAGAAACUGUGAAGGUUGAUGGUGGGCAGAGCAUAUAUAGUUCCCCAUGGGAAGUUCCAGAUCAUAAUAGAUGGCCACCUGCACCAGAUGGAGAUAAUGCCAAAGCACUCAAGAAGAUACUUUCAGGAAAAGCUUUGUCAAAGCUGUAAAACAAAGAAAUGGGGUUAGCCCCCUUCCAUGCCUGUCAGUGGAUAAAUGCUGCCUUUCAGUAAUUGAUUGCAAUCUUGAGCAGGCAUCCCCAAACUUCGGCCCUCCAGAUUUUUGGACUACAAUUCCCAUCAUCCCCGACCACUGGUCCUGUUAGCUAGGGAUCAUGGGAGUUGUAGGCCAAAAACCUGGAGGGCCGCAGUUUAGGGAUGCCUGAUCUUGAGGAUCACAGCCUCACUGGGGUAACAAACUGUGCCUUAGUUUUCUUCUUAUGAUUCCUCUGAAGAAAGUCUUCCCAGAACCAAACAACUGUCAACAUCUGCUGCUGCUAGCUUUGAUGUAAAAGGGUAAAUGCAUCUCUCAUGACCUCUGCUUUUGCAAUUUGCACUCUAAGCUCCGCUCACUAAAUCACGUACAUAUGCUGCAUUAAUAAGAUGCUGAAGUGAAUUACAGUUCUGUAGCUUGCUAUCAUCACAGCCUUUCUGGUUGCCAUGCAUUGAUUACUCACUUCUGCCAUAAGAGUCUUUGGCACAGCUCCCAGAGCUGAGAGAUGUUGGUGCACAAUAAACUGGUGGUUUGUAUCUA